Molecule: messenger RNA, 7137 nt
Organism: Pocillopora meandrina
Lineage: Eukaryota; Metazoa; Cnidaria; Anthozoa; Scleractinia; Pocilloporidae
Source: the annotation of a GenBank genome assembly
AUGAAGAUCCAGGGUUGUGUGGCAAUAGUAACAGGAGGAGCACAGGGGAUUGGAGAGAAAAUUUGCCGAGCUCUGCUGGAGAAAGAAUGCAAAGUAAGUAUUGAAUGCAACUCAGGAUUGUGAUGUCUGCAAACACAAUUUGAGAGAUCAUCGGGUUAAUUCCUCGCUGACAUCAGGGAUCAUUCAAAUAUUUCGAGUGAUUUUUUCUAUUUUGUUCAUCGUAGUUUGGAUUAAUCAUUCUCUCAAUUAAGUUUGUGAACAGUGUAUCCUUCCUAACAGCUUGAUUUCCAAGCCUUCGAACAGGAGUGAGGUUAGGUUGACCUUGUUAUGAUACAACCUCGCUGCUUUUCAUAUGUAAAUUACUUUGUUAUCAUGCUAACUAGGUACUGGUCUCUUUCACAACAAGCUCACCUUCAGCCUCACUCCAAAAUGGCCUAUUGAACAUGGUAUGAAUGUUGGCAUUGCAUUUUGCAGUACUAAAAUGAUUUUGAAAAUUGUGUUCCUAAUAUUCUGUAUGAAUAUUCCAAGAAGGGGCUGUGUGAGGUCAAUCAACCAAUCUACAUCAUUCAAUCUCAUAAUCUGAACUGGGUGGUCAAAAGAUUUUGUCCCAACUGUAGGGGUUUCAAGGCUUAAAGGCAGCGCACUUUACUGAAACUUCUCCAAAAUUGACUACACACUUUGACCUGUGCAACCUCUUUGAUUACUUUGUUUCAUGCAUUUCAGCUUUACUUUUCCGAAUCAUACAAGUUGUUAGGGAGCUCAAACUAGGCCAACAACAGCAGCAUGUGCUAAAACUUAAGCACCUCAUGCUGCCAAUACAAUUUAACCUUGGAUAUUAAUUGUCUUGCUUUUGGACAUGGUGAACACAUCAGGCUAUAUAAAUAAUAUGAAAAUACUUAAAAGCUUAAAAAUUCAUUUUAAAUUGCUGAAUACCUGGGUUUUUCUAUCAGUAACUGCUUCCUUGUGCCUGCAGGAGUAGCUUACAGUCUGCAAGUUAUGAAGAGAUAGGUGGCAAUUUUCGCAUUUUAAUUUAUCAAGGUUGCCAUAUUGGAUUUAAAUCAUGAUAAAGGCCUUCAAUUACAAGAGAGUUUAGAAAGACAGUAUGGAUCAGGAAAAGUGAUCUUCAUUAGGUGCGAUGUUUCAUCAAAGUCUCAAAUGAAAGGUAUUGAUCAAAACAAUAAUUUUAAUGGUGCCAAUAUGAGCAACAAUUUGAGUUCAAUGAGUUCAACUUUUUUCUAGCUAACAGUUUUAGCCCAUUAUUUUGAUCCUCUGACAGUCUUUUGAGCCAUUGAAGGGAACUUAGGUACAGUUGGUCUGAAAAAUUGUCUAACAAUUGGCUAGGAAAUGUUAGGUGGCCCCUGGUGAUGUUGUUGAACUCUAAACAAGAUGUUGGAGAUCUUUACUCUCAUGGUAAUCUGUGCAACAGUAGACUGGACUCAGAAUGUUGAUGAGAUGCUCUCAGAUCCUCUCCAAGAUAUCAGUCAUGGGGACAUUAAGCCUCCUAAAGGCUGAAUAGGAAGCAGUCAACUGUUUAGUGUCAGUUGAGGAAAUAUUGUCAAUAGCAUGGGUAUAGCACCCAAACUUGUUGACAGAGGUUAACAUGCUGAAGAGCUCAGUACAUGAGCUUCAGUUCUUGGGUAGUUCAGUGCAGCAAGAAAUAUGGACACUACAUGUACAUUGCAGACAAUGUGAUAACAGCCAUUCAGUUUAACUUGAUCUGUCACAUGUGUUACAAUGUUUUAACCCUAAAACUCCCAAGAUCUGAUUGUUAAUUCUCCCCUCUAGCUACUACACAUUUCCACGUAAAUUGGUUAUGUGGUGUUGGAUCAAGAUAACAACUUCUUCAAGUAGUUUGAGUAUUGAAAUUAUAGGGAGAAGUUAUGUAUUAAUCACUUCAAGGAGUUAAACUCAGUGUUCAAGGGAUGAGUGUUUAGACUGAGGAGUCCUGUGUGACCUAUUGGCUGACUAAAUUGCUGUUAGGAUCAUUAACCACUGACAGACUGACUGACUGACUGAUUGUUAAGCUUGUGGGGCUUAACUUUGUUUAAUAAUUAACAAUAAAUUAUUAUAGUUAUUUAUCCAAGUGUAAAUUGCUUUUCUUUGUUGCCCUAUGGCUUAUAGACUCCUUCAAGAAGACAAAAGAGGUGUUUGGUCAGAUCAAUAUUGUCUGUAAUAAUGCUGGUAUAUCAUCAAAAAAUGAAGAGUGGGAAGAAGAAUGGGAUAAAGAAGUUGAUGUGAACUUGGUGGGUAGAAUUGGUAAUUUGCUGUGGUUCAUAACUUUACUAGGUUUAUUUUUAUUUUUACAGAUUUUAUUUUUGAAUCUUAGAUUUCUUAGUGAUUUUAGUUACAGGACUUUUUUGAUAACAGUUCCUUUUAAUCGAACUGAUAGGUUAUCCUGUAUAAAUAUUUGCAUUAUUAUUAUUGUUAUUAUUAUUAUUAUUGUUUAUUAUUAUUAGAUGAUAGGAUUAUUUUGAUUAAUUUUCAUUGAAUGGUAUUUGAAAGGCUGGUUUUCACCAAAAAAAAAAUUGGGGUCGAAGUCAUAAUCAGUUGUGCAGAGUGCUGUGAUCUUGUGAAUAGCAAACAUGCAGAGACAGAAACAAAGUGCUGAUGCCAAUUAUGACUCUGACUUUUUUAUAACGAGCUAGACUAGUGAAAAAUAGAUUGUUAAAGUUGUUUUCUUCCUGGGCCUUAAAACUUGCAUUGUAGUUUAGUUGUUCUGGCAGCUUCUUUUGUGACUCUGACAAUCUAUUUUGCACUGAAUCAUAAGGAUUGGAGUCAUAAGCACAAUUGGAACAAAAGAGAAACAUUCUGGUUAUUUUGAUUCUGAUUCUAACCAACUUACAACUCCUCUCAUGACUCUUAUUGAUUUUCACUUGCAUAAGUACAAUUGUUCAUGCGAUUUGAAUUAUCACCCCAACUCUGUCUUUAAUCUGUUGCUGGUGAAAACCAACUUUAAGGGAUUUUAAGCAGUAAGAUUGCAGAUGCAGUGGCUUCCAGGUUAGUGCAACAAACUCUGUACUGAAGGGUCUUGGUGUGGAUUUAAGUAAUAGUCAUUCACUGUGUUGAGUUUUUGGGAAUGACGCUUAACUUGCACAAUAUGGCCUCUCUGCCCUGAUGUAUCAGUGAUGACUAACAAACUUUCAAGAAAAUCCCAUAAAACAUCUUACGGGGGAAGGUAACCCUGUGAUGAACUUGCAUCCUGCCCCAGUAGGUACUGAAGCAGAAGUAAGCCAUGGAAGAAUUUGCUUUGUGGCUCAUAGCCUGAUUCCUUUUUUUGUUUUCAUUUUUGACAGUAAGACUUUCGAUAAUCUUUAGGGAUUUUGUUCCACAGCUUCAUUGUUAUGUUGUGGUUGUUUUUAUAGAAGAGUGUAAUUCAUGGAACUUUUCUUGGUGUUCAUCACAUGAGUCGGAUGCGUGGAGGAAUGGGUGGUGUUGUUAUCAAUGUGGCAUCAAUGGCAGGUAGUCAUGGAAAUGAAGUACGUAGCAAAAUGUUCGAAUUACAUGAAUUGUUUCCAUCAUAUAGGUUAAUUAUAAUUAAUAAAUUUCAUAUUUUCCUGAAAUAAGUUUCUUUUGAUAUAAUUAUGAUUUCAUGCUCACAUUACCUGCUGUACCAACAGCUGUUUAAGGCCGUUACAUUGGCUAAAUUGAAUGCUCUUCCUUGUUGAAUGUGUUGGAACUUCUUUCCCCAGGAUGAUCAUGCCGCUGUUAUUUCAGGUACAAACUUCUUAUAUGUCAGCUGAAGGCAACACAUUUUUUCAAUAGUUCAAAUGCAUAAAAAACCUUUUCACUUCACAGGCAUUUUCCCUGUGGGACAGUCCAUGGCUGUGUAUUGUGCAACAAAAUUUGGAGUUGUUGGGUUUUCACAAAGUCUAGGGGUAAGUAUGGAUUGACCCCUGAAGUGCCUGUAAUAAAUAGUUGUAUGCGCUGAACAAUUUGAAGUUUCUUCAUUCCCUCAUUUGACCUUUGUCUAAGUUUGGAGGGUGGGGAAUUUUAACUUUGUCUGGCUGGAGUGGGGAAUUUGAACCAGAAAUGUCAAGUACAUUCAGUGUAAUACAAUUGCUAGAUCUUUUAAUAUAGAGGUGUUUUAAGGUAAAUAUUUUAUUUUUUAUCCAAACAGCCUCUGAAAACAAGGUCUCAGUUUUAAAGCUUGGUCAUUGUCGAAAGUAAUGGCCACUGAUUUUGCCUUUUACAAGAAAUUGGCUGGUGCAUUUGAACACAAUUUUUGCCUCACAGGGAGGGAAUUUGAAUAAGCCAACUUUCACAAGUUCAAAUGCCCAGGGGGAUGUUGGAGCAUGGAUUUAACUGAUGCAUAAUCAACAUUUUGAAUGAGAUAUUCUGUUUAGCAUUCAAAUCAAAUUGAAACUUGUACCAGCAAUGUAUCAUCAAAUGAUGAUAGUUAAUAUAAUCACUGGAGUUGCUUCUUCAAAUGCAGUUUGCAUUUUCUUAGCACAAUGUAAGGAGCAAAACUGUACUGUUCAAUAAAGGGGUAAGUUUCUAAAGAAACUGUGGUGCUGCAUUGGUGGGAGAGUAUAGCAGGUAAUUUAGUGCUAACAACUGGGUUGAAAACAUAAAUUAGCCACCGUAAAGAGUAAAAAAGCUGAUGUCAGCUCGAAACGUCAGCUUUUUUACUCUUUACGGUGGUAAUUUACAUUUUCAACCCAGUUGUUAGCACUAAAUUACCUGCUGUACUGUUCAAUAGAUCACCUGUUUAUUCUGUCAUUGAAAUCAACAAUGAAUCAAAUUGAGAUUAUUAUUAUUAUUAGUAUGUCAACAUAGAAUGCAGGGUAAUUAAAAAAUUUGAUCAUGUUUACCUUUCAUCUUAGGGACUUUAUGAGACAGAAGGAGUGAGAGUAAAUUGUAUCUGUCCAAGCUAUACAGAAACAGAUUUGUUUUGGUCCUCAUUUAAUGAAAAGCGAGCCAAAGAAACUCCAAACUUUCAAACAGUUUUAAGAUAUGGACUAAUCAGGUAUCUAAGCAGAAGUCAUACCAAGAGCAUGUGUUGGAUAUAAAUCUAUGAUACUUUUAGAAAAGGAAACUUUGCUGUCAUGUUGUAAUUUUGAUCUGCCCCUGGCUGGUUUCAACAUCACUAGGUUUUUUUUUCAUGACAUAAUCCUGUAGCAGUGAAAAGUGCAUUUUUUUCUUCUUUUUUUGUAGGGGAAAAUACAAUGUUGCAAUAUGUAAAAUAAGGAUUUUUAUCUCUGACAAUAACAGAGGUUUUUUGACAAUUUAAUGUCAUCAAAUACUACAGUCGCCCAUGUUGAAUUCAUGUAUUCUGUAUUUUAGGCCUGAAGUUAUUGCCACAGGAGUUAUACAGCUGAUUGGGAAGGACAGUACUAAUGCAGCAGUGAUGAUGGUGACUAAAAAGAGAGGAAUUGAGAUCAUGAGACCAAGGGGAUCAAGAAUAUCAAAACUAUGAAUUGUUAAUUAUUAUGGAGAUGAUUUAAUCUUAAAUGAGACAAAAAAAAAAAACCAAAAAAAAAUAAGCUUAAUCCAUUAGUUUUGAAACAAGAUAGUUGAGAGGGAGGAUACCAAUGUGAGAGCUGUUUAUAAUUUUUUUUCCAAAGUACAAAUCCAUUUUUGAUUGUUUUUCAGAGCUUUGUUGAAGAUAUUUUAUUAUGUACGUAUUUUGCUAAAUAAUAAGUGAUCUAGCAAUCAGUUAAUGUGAAUUGUUUACUCAUGGUCAUUUGAUAAGUCUGUCAAUUAGUCCAUCAAGGAAGCACAGUAUGGUCUAAUUGAUCUGAGAGCUAAUUGAUUAAUCAAUUGAGUGGACAGUGAAUCAAUCAGACAAUGAAUCAAUUUAUUAAUCAAUCAGUAAAUUAACCAAUCAGAAAAUCAAUCAAACAAUCAAUCGGUCCACCAAUCAAUAAAUUAAGCUAUCAAUCAUCCAAUCAGUUGAUUAAUCACAUUUUUUGCCGCUUCCGUCAAAUUACGAAGCUUAACUAAAAAUAUAUUUUUGAUACUUUUCAUAACGGUGAAAAUUCACAAAUAUGUUGGCUAUGGGGAAGAAAAACCCUGUGGGAAUUGUAGCCCUCUCUUAUUAGCAAGUAAUCAUAGAGGGAAGAUAAAAAUUUUUUAAGCCCAGGUUUGCCAACGUACAAUUUACCCAAAUCGUGGUUUUAAUAUGUAUAAUUUAUGAAAAAAAAAGGCCUCCAUUUGUCGCGAAAAUCUGCUCAGACCCCUAUCCUGGGACACUUCUGUUUUGAUAAUCGAACAAAUGAUGUUCAAGGACAACUAUUAAAAAAUAGUUUACUUACGCUAUUUUAGAAUUAAAUGCUUACGAAGAGCCACGAUGGAUUUUCUCAGCGUGGGCGUGGGAUGUUGCCUGUUCUGUCGUCUUUUUGUACGUUUUUAUAAACACUAGUGUUUGCCUCUUCUUUUGCAGCAAUAGUGAAAAGCUCUACCAUGUGAGGUUUGCCAAUUGGGGAGUAUAUAUCAUUUAAAUAACGAGCUCGAGAUUUCUGUUGAGUGAUUUUUGGGGGCGAUUUCCAAAUCAACCAUCACACAUUGCAAGUGGGAGCGAAAAAUCUAAUUUUUAAAGUAUACAUCUACUAUUUGUUCAUACGAGACAGAUUCACCUUUUUAUUUUAUGUUGUUUACAAUCACUCACUGUUACACCACUCACCUUCACAAUUGCCUAUUACAGAAAAGACGGCGACUAGGUAGCCAAUCAGAUCGCAGUAGUUUUGAUAAAAUGCAAACAGAUUUACACCAACACCGGAAAUUCCCUUGUUUCAGCAUGGGCAUAUUUCAUCACGUGAUGUGUUUAGGCCGAUCGCACGUGAGCGAAAAUUUUGAUAUAUAUUUUUUUAUGUGAGCACAGCUGCCGCGAUGUUGCCGGUGGUUUGUGAAUAGUAGGCUGUUAUCAGGAAGUACCAUUUAGCGUGAUUAAGCCAUACCAGGUUAUCGUGACAAUAAACUCAGGACUCCAGCUGAUCCUCCUACAAGUGGUAACAAUAGUUGACAUUACUCACACUCAGGGCUGGUAGUUUAAGCGAAGUCUUACUUUACGAGUGACUAGCAUCUAAUUUCUCUCUAAAAAAUAUCACCCCUGAAUUACACAUUCAUUUACAAUAAUAAAGGAAAUUAUCACCAACUAGAGAGGCUCUUGACUGUUAAACAAGUUCUCUUUGUCAGCAA